AAAUACUCCCCUUAUUACACCAUCCACAGACCACAAUAUCACAAUAGGUAGAGAAAGUUCACACAAAAGUAGUGAGAAAAAAAAAUAUGAAUACUCCAUCAAAGAAAACUGUUACUUCUUCUUCAAAUUCAAAAGAUGAAGCAAUAAUUUUAUCUCAGCAACUGAAAAUGCAAUUUCACGGCACCAUAAAAGGGGAUCUCGAAACCAUAGAUUCAUAUAUCAAAAAAUUAAAAUCCAUAGCUGAUUCUCUAACGGCAAUCGGCAAUCCAAUUUCAGAUCCAGAUUUGGUUUUGCAACUUGUAGCUGGUUUGCCUCGUUCUCCAUACUUGCUCCUCAAAAACACGAUUUCGUCUCAGUUACCUCUUCCGAAUUUCUCAGAGGCUUGUUCCAUGCUUUACGAAUACGAGAAAACAACAUCAACUCCUCCUCCUCCACCUCCAUCCACCGGAGAAAACAGUAAUAGUAAUACUGGUAAGAGUACUCUGGAGAUGAUCCAUGAUAUAGCAAAUACUGUGACGAGUGUUGUUCCGAUAGCAAGCGAAAUUUGUAAUGUGAUAAUUAGACGCUGGUCUGGUAGUGGUUCUUCAGGAACACCAACAAAGGCGACUCCAGGUCCAGGAAAUACGAAAAAAGGAUCUACCGGAGGAAGAGGAAGAGGAAACAAUAACAGAGGCAGAGGCGGAGGCAGAGGAGGAUCUUCUACUCGCAAUUCUACUGGGAAAUAGUAUUACGUAUUGUUAUCAAUGUACUACAAUGAGUGUAUCACACGCGAAUCGUAUAAAUAUACUUAUUCAACUUUAUAUAAGUUUAAGCUAAUUGAAGUCUAAGUUAAAAAAUGUGUUUAUGCAUUAUAGCAAUUGUAGUAUAUUAGCUUGCAGUUGUUGGAGGAAUUCGAUCUAUACAAACUUGUAUUUGUUUACUUAAUUAGAAUUCAGAUAUUGUAAAGCUUGUUGUAAGAGUCUUUACCAGUUGGGUUUAUAGGGCGGUUCAAAAUUGAAUUGGAAUCGAUAA
Messenger RNA from Solanum pennellii, 1011 nucleotides. RefSeq lists its product as uncharacterized. The coding region runs from base 87 to 725 and encodes 212 amino acids. The record is from RefSeq and is a predicted model, not a curated record. NCBI's taxonomy places the organism in Eukaryota, Viridiplantae, Streptophyta, Magnoliopsida, Solanales, Solanaceae. The transcript has a single exon.